AUGGCAAAGAUCAAGUCCAUCGAGUACUUCCGGGUCAAGCCCCGCUGGCUGUUCGUCAAGGUCACUGAUGAAGAUGGCAACUUCGGCUGGGGCGAGGGAACCCUCGAAGGCCAUUCUCUAGCUGUUGAAGGAGCGCUAGAUGAGAUUAUCACUCGCAUUGUUGGGUUUGAAGCUGACGACAUUGAACACAUCUGGCAAUUCGUGUGGCGACUUGGAUUCUACCGAGGAGGGCCGGUCUUCAUGUCCGCCAUCUCUGGCAUUGACAUUGCGCUAUGGGAUCUCAAGGGCCGUAAGCUGGGAGUUCCAGUGUUCCAAUUGUUGGGCGGCAAGGUGCGCGACAAGGUCCAGGUCUACUGCUGGAUCGGCGGUGAUCGGCCGGCCGAUGUCGAGGCCAUGGCUAAGGCACGAAUCGCUCAAGGCCUCAAGUGUGUUAAGAUGAAUGCCACUGAGGAUCUCAACUGGCUCGACUCCCCCGCCGCCCUCCAAUCCUGCGUCGAGCGUCUCAAACAAGUCAAGGCUCUGGGUUUGGAUGCCGGUCUUGACUUCCACGGUCGGCUGCAUCGUCCCAUGGCAAAGCAGUUGGCAAAGGCAUUGGAGCCUCAUCAACCUCUCUUCAUUGAAGAGCCCCUUCUCUGCGAACACCCCGAGGCCAUCAAGCAACUCUCAAACAGUACUACCAUUCCAAUUGCAUUCGGCGAGCGCCUCUACACACGGUGGGACGUCAAGCGGUUCUUGGAGGACAGCUCUGUGGAUGUACUUCAGCCAGAUAUUGCUCAUGCUGGUGGUAUUUCCGAGACCAAGCGCAUUGCCACCAUGGCUGAGACCUACGACGUAGCGAUUGCGCCUCACUGCCCAUUGGGCCCUAUUGCCCUUGCAGCGUCAAUGCAGAUCGCUCUAUCAACUCCCAACUUUGUGAUUCAAGAAAUGUCCUUGGGUAUGCACUAUAAUCUUGAGGCGGGUGAUAUCGACUUGAAUAGCUACCUGGUCGACAAAUCUGUGUUUGAUAUCAAGGAGGGAUAUGUAGCGGCCCUCACCAAGCCUGGUCUGGGAAUUGAGAUUGAUGAGGACUUGGUGCGCAAAAUCAGCCAAGAGACAGAACCCUGGCAACCUAAGGAGUUCUUUGGACCUGAUGGGUCUAUUCGGGAGUGGUAG
Penicillium cataractarum is the source of this 1152-nucleotide messenger RNA. Its product is annotated as mandelate racemase/muconate lactonizing enzyme family protein. The record is from RefSeq and is a predicted model, not a curated record. Gene Ontology annotation, biological process: amino acid catabolic process; D-galactonate catabolic process. NCBI's taxonomy places the organism in Eukaryota, Fungi, Ascomycota, Eurotiomycetes, Eurotiales, Aspergillaceae. The transcript is spliced from 3 exons. Gene Ontology annotation, molecular function: galactonate dehydratase activity. The coding region runs from base 1 to 1152 and encodes 383 amino acids.